Molecule: messenger RNA, 5083 nt
Organism: Terrapene triunguis (Three-toed box turtle)
Lineage: Eukaryota; Metazoa; Chordata; Testudines; Emydidae
Gene: L3MBTL3
Product: L3MBTL histone methyl-lysine binding protein 3
Exons: 22
Coding region: 125-2560 (811 amino acids)
Biological process (GO): regulation of DNA-templated transcription
Cellular component (GO): nucleus
Molecular function (GO): protein binding; zinc ion binding
Source: RefSeq, a predicted model, not a curated record
CAUUAUGUUCAACUUCAUGCCUGGGGUAAAGACUAUUUGGAGGAUUUCGUUUAUUCUGAGUCAACCAGCAAACACUAUUGUGAACUCUAGAAGAGAGGUUUAAUUUGGACUUGGUGCAUGCAUCAUGAAUGAAUCUGCCUCGAGUGCAAGUGGCCAAGAGUUUGAUGUAUUUAGUGUUAUGGACUGGAAGGAUGGCAUAGGUACACUGCCAGGAAGUGACCUGAAGUUCAGAGUGAAUGAGUUUGGUGCCCUGGAAGUCAUCACUGAUGAAACAGAGAUGGAAAGUGUUAAAAAGGCCACUGCUACCACAACCUGGAUGGUGCCAACUGCUCAAGAAGCCUUUUCAGAAAAGACUGGGAUUCCCCUGAAGUUGAAGGAAGCUACAAAAGUGGAUGGGCUUAUUUUCUGUGAAAACUGUUAUCACGAUGGUACCACAGAACAGUUUGUUCCUGAAGGGAAAUUUUGCAGCCAGAAAUGUGCACAUCACAUCAAAAACAAAGAACCAAAGGAGGAUAAAGAUGGUGUGGAAUGCAAUGAGGAAGAUGAUUCUAAAGGGACUAGGAAAAGAAAAACAAAAUUACCUCUGAAAGAAGAGUGCAAAGAAGAUGGAGAAGACAAAAAAGAGAAGGAUGAAACUGAGGAGAAGCAUGAAGGGAGGAUACUGAGAGUCUCUCAGAGAGCCAGAAGAAAAAGAAAAGGUGAUAUGGCCAUUUUAAAGCAACCUUUAUAUUCUAAAGGAAAGAAACCAUGGUGCUGGGCUUCAUAUUUGGAGGAAGAAAAGGCUAUAGCAGCACCUACUAAGCUUUUUAAAGAGUAUCAGUCCUUCCCAUAUGGCAAAAAUGGAUUCAAAGUAGGAAUGAAACUGGAAGGAGUGGAUCCUGAACACCAGUCAAUGUACUGCAUUCUCACUGUGGCUGAGGUUUUAGGCUACAGGAUACGCCUCCAUUUUGAUGAAUACUUGGAUUGUUACGACUUCUGGGUGAAUGCUGAUUCUUCAGACAUUCAUCCAGCUGGAUGGUGUGAGAAAACAGGUCACAAACUUCACCCACCAAAAGGAUAUGAAGAAGAGGAGUUUAACUGGCCCUCAUAUCUUAAAACAUGUAAGGCUCAAGCUGCUCCUAAAUCUUUGUUUGAAAACCAGAACACGACAGUUAUUCCAUCGGGAUUUCGAGUGGGAAUGAAGCUUGAAGCUGUAGACAAAAAAAAUCCGACAUUCAUCUGUGUUGCUACGGUAACAGACAUGGUGGACAAUCGUUUCCUGGUUCAUUUUGAUAACUGGGAUGAGAGCUAUGACUAUUGGUGUGAGGCAGCUAGCCCACACAUUCAUCCCAUUGGAUGGUGUAAAGAACAUAGAAGAACUCUCAUCACCCCUCCAGAUUAUCCACAUGCCAAACAUUUUUCUUGGGAAAAAUAUUUGGAAGAAACCAGUUCUUUACCUGCACCUGCAAGGGCUUUUAAAGUGAAACCAUCUCAUGGAUUUCAGAAAAAUAUGAAACUUGAGGUAGUUGACAAGAGGAAUCCAGUACUUAUCAGAGUAGCAACUGUUGUAGAUAUUGAUGACCACAGGAUAAAAGUGCACUUUGAUGGCUGGGAUAGUAUUUAUGAUUAUUGGACUGAUGCAGAUAGCCCUGAUAUCCAUCCCGCAGGCUGGUGUGCAAAAACUGGACACCCACUUCAGCCUCCUCUUAGUCCCUUGGAAUUAGUGGAAGCUUUAGAACAUGGAGGAUGCCCUACUGCAGGUUGCAAAGGAGUUGGACACAUAAAACGAGCAAGACACAUGGGCCAUCACAGCUGCCCGUAUUCUGACGUCAACUUGAACAAAGAACAAAUCUUACCAGAUCGUUUAAGUGGAGAGAUGCCGCUAGCCAGUCCAUCUGUCCCCAAGAACAGAAAGACAGAAGUAAAUGAAAGAUCAGCCUCUCCUGUAAUCAAUGACAGAAAAUGUCCUAGCCCUGGUCACACUGGCUCAAAAUCUUCAGCUCAUAAUCGAUCAUCUGGGAAAUCUGUGUCAGAGACGACAAAGCAGGAAGAUACAGAAAAUAAAUCUCCUUGCAAAGAGCUUCUAUUAUGUGAUGCCAAAGACAAGAAACCCUCUAGAGGAGGGCAGCAAGCUAAGGACUCUGCUAAGAAGGAAGAGUGUGAAGAAGAGGAGACAGAAAAUGAGCUGUCAACCUUAAAUGAAACUAGAGACAUAGAAGAACCCAGCAGCCAGAAGCCUCUUCCUCAGCCAGUUUUCUUGUCUUCCAAGUUCCAAAUCCCAUGCCUACCCUUGCGCUGGGAACAGCAAAGCAAGCUCCUUCCAAGUGUGGCUGGAAUCCCUGCCAGUAAAGUUUCCAAAUGGAGUACAGAUGAGGUUUCUGAAUUCAUACGGAGUUUACCAGGAUGUGAAGAACAUGGCAAGGUGUUCAAAGAUGAGCAAAUUGAUGGAGAAGCAUUUCUACUAAUGACCCAAGCAGACAUAGUCAAGAUAAUGAGCAUUAAACUGGGACCGGCCCUAAAAAUCUUCAAUUCCAUUCUGAUGUUCAAAGCCGCAGAGAAAAACUCACACAAUGAACUUUGAGAUGAAUGGAAAUUGUUUAGAAGCCAGUUUUCUCCACUGGAACUCAUGUUUUAUUCAAAGCACAAAGACUUGCUAGAAUUGUCAAGUAAGAACUCUAAGAAAGGAAGAAAAAUAAAUCAGCACUGGUGGACUAUUUAUACUCUGAGAGCCAGUACACCUGAACUCUUGUGGAAUAUGUUUGAGCUUUUAACAAGGUACUGUAUAAAAACUGCAUCAGCUAGUCUUAUUUGCCACAUUUAUGGCGCUAAUUCUCUCAUGAACUGUUAGUAUUUCUAAUUUUAUUCAGGUGUCAAUAAAACCUUCACUAAUUAUUUAUCCUAUAUUAAAAUAAGGAAAAUGUUAAUAUGAUCUAAGAAUUCCUGAAGUAUAUUUCACAUAUCCAUUUUCCUUUUCAGUAGCCUUUACUUCCUAUUAUCAAAACAAAACUGAUUAGCCAAAAAUUAGGCUACAAGUAGCCAGUUGAGACUGUUAUGGCUAAUGUUAAUUUUGUACCAUAGUUUAAAAUGCAAUGCUUAUGCUACAUAAGUAACACUUUGCUACAGUGUAUAACUUUACAGUUUAUAAAAUUGUCAACUUGCUAGGAACAAAAAAAUUUGGGGUUGAAAUUAGCUUUUUUUAUAACUGAAUGUUUUUACUUUUGCACGAUACAAAAAUGUUGAGUUUUUUCCACCAGCAUCUUUAGUGUAACUUACCAAACGACCAAUAAAGAGAUGGCUGCAACUGAAAAAUAAAGCUUAACUUCCAUAGAAUACCUUUGGUCAUGCUGCACCAUGGCACUCCCGUCUUUCUAUAUAAGGGAGCCCACUAUGUUAUACAGCACAUGAAGGAACAUAUAUAUAUUGAGGCAAGAAUAUAAACAAAAAGGGGAAACAUUUUCUAAAUCUUUAUAUGCUAAUCUCUAGUAGUUAUUGCAAUAAUGGAAAAGAAUGGAAUGCUGAGAUGGGACCUCAAAGGUUUCACACUCGUGAGCCCCUUGAAAGUCACCAUGAUUCAAGAAAAAUCUUUGCAGGCAGAGGAGUGAUUAAAGUGAGGAAGAAAAGGGAUAUUCAAAAGGAGUGUGACACUCACUAGUUAAGGCACAGAUUUCACCAGUUUGUUAGCAGGACUAAGGUGUCCUACAGCAAGCAUUUAAGUAAGAGACCCUUCUUGAAGGAUUGUUAUAAGCAUUUGGCAGGUAAGAUGUUGCACUCAGUAUAUAAAUCACAAUAUAGAACAGAUGCACUUUAAGAUAGAGAAGGCCUACCUACCUGAAAACUAAGGGCUGACCUGGAACAUUCCUGGUGAGAAUUCUCUUCACAGGAAGAGGGUGAUUAGUUGGAGAAGUUUUCCCCGUACAAUCUCUUAUUCCUGGUCUUUUGUGGCGGGGAGGGGGAAGAGAGAGAAUGUUCAGCUUUUUAAUGCAGAACAAAAAGAACAUUUCUGUCACACACAAGUCUGGGAAAAUCUUCCUGUCAUUUUUCCUAAUUUCUCUUUCUUGGGGUGGAAUUCCUUAAAGGUUUUCAAGAGCUCCGUGUGCCACUUGCAGAACAGUUAGGUGACUGGUACCUGCCAUAACUCCAAGUAAAACAUCUCCUUCCAUGGCAUUGCAUAAAUAAUAUUUUUACAUUUUGUUCAAAAUUUGUACACUUAAACUGCAAUCUUAUUGUAUCAACAAUACAAAAUAAAAUAUGAAUUGGAGAAGCUUAUGCUCACGUACUUCUCAAUACUCACAACUGAACUGUUCUGUAUGGCAGUGUGGAUGUUGUUAAAAUGAAAGCCUUAUUCAAUACAUUACAAAUGCUUUUUCCCCUGUUUUCUUUAUCUUUAAUAAAAGGUUAAAAGAAUUUUUAAUGGUGUUUGUGCCAUGAUAUUAAGCAGGCUGAGGUCUCUGUAUACCCAACCCUCAAUAUUGAACACUGUUUAAUGUUAGACAGUGAUUAGGAUCUAAAGAGUUAAUAAAUAUGCAGAAGCUGGCAUCUUGGCAUAGGAGAUGUUUGUUUUAAAAUUCUUAAAUGUUUUGAGCUUGUUGGCUUUCCAUGUUUCUCUUAAACUUUUAAUGUUUUUGCUUUUAAAAAAACUUACUUGUUUUAAAGAUUUUUUGUAUCUUUUAACUUCUUUUGGUGGGUGGGAGGGAUCUUUUAUUUUGAUGUUGGGUAAUUUUAAAGGUUCAAUGAAAAGGUGUUUCAGAAAAAGCAAAAGUGGUAAAAUGAAAGUGUUGAAGGUUAAAUUGCUAAAGCAAACUUUUACUUAACAACUUAGAUAACCCUCUUGUUAACAAAAUGCCAGCUUGAUUCAGGGCUGCUACUGCAUUAACUGUGAAUUAAAUCUCAGAGCACCAGAACCCAAACUUUUUGUAAUUGCUCUGUUUUUGAAAAAUUUUCCCCUUGCUUUUGCAGUGUUUUUUCCGGAUUUCGAUGUCAAUAUAAAAAAUAUUGCUGUUCUGUGCAUAUGAGACGGCAUAGUCCAACUCUUGGAGGUUAGAUGGCCAUGGUGUCCCCACAAAUGGUGGUGGUAAAAGAAUUGGACAGGAUCUGUCCAACUAAA